Messenger RNA from Silurus meridionalis, 1027 nucleotides. It is a transcript of the gene morn5, whose product is annotated as MORN repeat containing 5. The transcript is spliced from 5 exons. The coding region runs from base 79 to 537 and encodes 152 amino acids. The record is from RefSeq and is a predicted model, not a curated record. Lineage: Eukaryota; Metazoa; Chordata; Actinopteri; Siluriformes; Siluridae.
UAUUUUUUUUUUUUUUUUUUUACACGGGCCCUGGAGGAUGACGUAGUUAUUCCGCGACGAUUGACUGAGUGUGUUUCUAUGGAAACGUCCAUAUGUUUGUCGACUCAAAUGGAGUUUACAGGCAGCAGUUACAGCGGAACUUAUAAAAAUGGCAGAAUGGAGGGUGAAGGAGAGUACAAACUCCCCACACAGACCAGAUAUGAAGGGGAGAUGAAGGACGGCAUGUUCCAUGGGAAAGGAGUCCUGCACUUUCCCAAUGGAGGGAAAUAUGAAGGAAUCUGGGAAAAUGGGAUAUGCAAACAGGGUAACUACACCUUCUCAGAUGGACUGGAGUACAAGGAGACAGACUGGGAUUACUGCAACGGCUACGAUAGACGUUUCUACACCGAGAUCUGCUACGGACUCAAACCUGCAGGAGAAUCUCAGAUGAUUAACGAGCAUCCUUCUGCUGUCAUCAAUGACACCGGCUACGACUGCAGAGACACCACCCUUGGAGACACCCCCCUCGGGAAAGCAGCCUCAACAUCAUCAGCAUGAAUACUGGAUUUGAAUGGAUGGAAGUUCAGGUGUUCAAGUCCUUAUUUUUCAGCUGAAUCAGAGAACAAAAUAAAUGUGCUGCUUAAUAAACAUCUGUAAGCGUAACAACAAACAGUUCCAGGACCAUCCAGAGUGAGGCAGAUAUGUUAGACUAGCGACGGGGUGUUCAUGAAUGAUUCGGUUGUUUUGAACGAGUCUUUAAUGUGACUUUAAUUAAAUGCGUAUGAGCGAAGCAUCAAGAAUCUCCGUAGGUUGUGUACAGGAAACAGUCGUUGGUUCUUUUAUCAUGUGACUCCCAUAAACGUUAUGCAGUUUAGAGAUGCUGCUAUCGAUUAUUACAACAAUUAAUCAAAUAAUCGGAUAAGACAUUAAAGAGUAUACUAAAUAUACAAAAGAAAAUCAGACGAGUCUCUUAAAAUGAACAAGUAACUUGUCUCCUUUUUAAAGAAAUAUACAUUUUAUUGCUGAACAACAGACUGGUUUAAGGUGA